AGAGGAGGAGGAGGAGAGGAGGAAGAAGGAGGAAGGGAAGGAGAGGAGGAAGAAGGAGGAAGAAGAAGGAGGAAAGAGAGGAGGAGGAGGAGAGGAGGAAGAAGGAGGAAGGGAAGGAGAGGAGGAAGAAGGAGGGAGAGAAGGAGGAGGAGGAAGAAGGAGGAAGAGAAGAAGGAGGAGGAAGAAGGAGGAAGGAGGAAGAAGAAGGAGGAGGAGGAGGCGCUCCGGUCGUCGUUGUCACGUUCCCGAUGUUUCCGUAUCACUAGGUAUGCCAUACCGUCGUCGUCGUAGUAUUACUAAUGGUUGCGGUAGUAGUAGUGGUAAAGUAGUUGUGGUGGUAGUCAAAGUAGUCGUAGGAGUGGUUGUGAUAUUGUUAUAUAUAUGCGGUUGGAUAUAAUCUUGUGGAUGUCGGCCAUCGUGCCGUUCAUAUAUAUGUGCAUGUCGGCUAUCGUGCCGUUGGUUUUGUUGCAGGUUUUGGAAACCUCACCGUGCAGGGGAGGUGCUGCCGAAAUUUUGUAUUAACAGUUUUAUAUUUCUUUUUUGGCAGAGAAGAGCCAGUCGGAGCGGCGCCGGAGUACCUCGGCGACCCCGAUCGCCUUCCUUGGCGCUGCGAGACUGCCUGCACCACGUCGCCUGACUCCACCGCCACCCUAGAGGAUGGAGGACCGUGAGUGGAUGUACACGGGCCGCGCAAGUCAGGGUCAGGUCACCAAUGAAUGGAUCGACAAGACCGAUGCUUUCUUGGAACGGGCAUUUGGCGUGGCUGCUAAAGGAGCGAGUAAAAUUUGCUGUCCCUGCAGCAAAUGUGCAAACAGGAAAAGACAAACGAAGAAGGUAAUGGGGGAACAUCUUUGGAAGAAUGGAUUUACGGCAGACUAUACCCGGUGGGUCUACCAUGGUGAAGCCGAUCGUACGAGAGAGGAGGUGGUGAGGCCACGCGUCGAGGAUUAUGAUGCUGAGGCCGGGGUAGCAAACAUGUUAAAUGACUAUCACGAGGCACAGUUCGCUGAAGGACGUACGGAGGAGGAGCCAGAGGCAACCGCAAAGGCGUUUUACGACAUGUUUGCCGCGGCACAGAAACCCCUUCACGGCCAGACAAAGGUUUCUCAACUGGAUGCCAUUGGACGCAUAAUGGCGUUGAAGUCCCAGUAUAGCCUGAGUCGAGACGCCUUCGAUGGUAUGUUGACAGUUAUUGGCAGCCUGCUUCCGGAGGGUCACCUUCUGCCAAAGAGCAUGCACGAGUCACAGAAACUCCUUCGUGCACUUAAGAUGCCGUAUGAGCAGAUACAUGCUUGCCCGAAGGGGUGCGUCCUAUUUAGGAAAGAAUACGUGGAAGCAAAGUACUGUCCAAAGUGUAAAUCAUCUAGGUUCCUGGAGGUAGAUUCUGGUGAUGGCCAGAAGAGGCAGCUUGACAUUCCCGUGACAAUCCUACGGCACCUUCCGUUCAUACCGAGGAUCCAACGGCUAUACAUGACCGAGGAAUCCGCGAAACAGAUGACAUGGCACAAAAAUGGCAAACGAUACAAUCCUGACAGGAUGGUACAUGCAUCCGAUGGUGAAGCAUGGACCCACUUCGAUGGCAUUCAUCAUGAGAAAGCUAAAGAGGCUCGUAAUGUACGUGUUGCGCUGGCAACAGAUGGGUUCAAUCCUUAUGGAAUGAUGGCUGCCCCAUACACAUGUUGGCCCGUGUUCGUUAUCCCCCUCAAUCUCCCCCCCGGCAUAUGCUUUCAACGACAGAACGUAUUCUUGUCGUUGAUAAUUCCUGGACACCCGGGGAAUAAUAUGGGUGUGUUCAUGGAGCCUGUGAUUGAUGAAUUGGUCCGUGCUUGGGAGGAAGGGGUAUGGACAUACGACCGAGCUACAAAGAAAAACUUCAAAAUGCAUGUUUGGUACCACUACUCCCUGCAUGACUUCCUGGCGUAUGGGAUAUUCUGCGCCUGGUGUGUUCACGGGAAGUUCCCAUGCCCAGUAUGCAAGGAAGGUCUGAGGUUCAUUUGGUUGCAGAAGGGUGGCAAGUAUUCAUCGUUCGACAAACAUCGGCAAUUCCUCCCUCUUGACCAUGCAUUCAGACGAGACAUCAAGAACUUUACGAAAGGUGUCGUAGUGACAGACCCUGCACCACCGAUAAUGACUGGUGCCACGGUUCGUGAACAGAUAGAUGGUCUCGUGGUCAAUCCAGAAGGUGGUUUUGUGGGAUAUGGUGAGCAACAUAUGUGGACUCAUAAGUCGGGCUUGACUCGGCUCCCCUAUUUUGAUGACCUUCUUCUUCCACACAACAUUGAUGUAAUGCACACUGAAAAGAAUGUUGCCGAGGCACUUUGGGCAACAAUCAUGGACAUUCCUGACAAGUCAAAGGACAACGUUAAGGCUAGAGUGGAUCUGGCAACGAUAUGCGAUAGACCAAACCAACAUAUGAAGCCUCCUAGUCGCGGCAAGACAUGGAGAAGGCCUAAGGCCGAUUUUGUCUUGAGCAAGCCUCAAAGGAGGGAAGUACUAGAAUGGAUCCAGACGUUAAUGUUCCCUGAUGGGUAUGCAGCUAAUCUGAGGAGGGGAGUGAACUUAUCUACUAUGCGAGUCUUAGGGAUGAAGAGUCAUGACUACCACAUAUGGAUUGAGCGGCUUCUUCCGGCGAUGGUUCGGGGCUAUGUCCCUGAGCAUGUCUGGCUAGUGCUAGCAGAGUUGAGCUAUUUCUUUCGCCAGCUUUGUGCCAAGGAGUUAUCUCGGACCGUGAUUGCUGACUUGGAAAGAAUGGCACCUGUGUUGCUCUGUAAGUUGGAGAAGAUCUUUCCACCCGGCUUCUUCAAUCCGAUGCAGCAUUUGAUUUUGCACCUCCCGUACGAGGCACGAAUGGGGGGGCCCGUGCAGGGCCGUUGGUGCUAUCCAAUCGAGAGAUGUCUAAAGGUUCUUCGAAAGAAAUGUAGAAAUAAAUGCAAAAUCGAGGCUUCCAUUGCAGAGGCAUACAUUCUGGAGGAGGUGGCGAACUUCACAACAACAUACUAUGGUGACAACCUCCCUAGCGUGCAUAAUCCACCCCCUCGUUACAAUGCUGGCGAAAAUGAAUCGAACCUCAGCCUUUUCCGAGGCCAACUCGGAAGCGCAAGUGCAUCGACCCCCAAGACCUUGAAUCAUGAAGAGUGGCGCCAUAUCAUGCUAUACGUGUUGACCAACCUUGACGAAGUGGCACCGUACAUGCAGUAAGUUCUCAACGAACUUGUUAAAUACGCCAUCACUAUUCUGCAUCCAACCCCCUUGUUUCUCGUUGGUACAGGGAAUUUCUUCAUGAAUUCUGGCGUCAAUCAAGGGAUCCUACCCCGCAGCAGGUAGAUACCCUUCUUAGACAGGGUGCGGGAAAUGGAAUGCCCGAUUUCAUUUCUUGGUUCAAACGGAAGGUACCGUCCAAUUUAGCUCGUACGUAGUUUGACAUUCCAAGUUACUCGUACGUGCGAAUAAUAUAACGAUGUAUCCUGCUUGAGCUUGCAGGGCCAGAGGG
Phragmites australis (common reed) is the source of this 3490-nucleotide messenger RNA. RefSeq lists its product as uncharacterized. Bases 658 to 3198 code for a protein of 846 amino acids. Lineage: Eukaryota; Viridiplantae; Streptophyta; Magnoliopsida; Poales; Poaceae. The record is from RefSeq and is a predicted model, not a curated record. The transcript has 2 exons.